GUGGAAGUGUUGUAUUUUGCCAAAAGUGCUGAAAUAGCAGGAACUCGAUCUGAGACCAUUUCUGUGCCACAAGAAAUAAGAGCAUUGCAGCUGUGGAAUGAGAUAGAAACUCUGCAUCCUGGAUUGGCUGAUGUGAAAAAUCAGGUGAUAUUUGCUGUUCGUCAAGAAUAUGUCGAACUUGGAGAUCAACUUCUCCUGCUUCAAUCAGGAGACGAAAUUGCCAUUAUCCCCCCCAUCAGUGGAGGGUAACAGUGCUUUGGAGCCACUUGGGAAAGAUGUGAAUGAAGUAGAAGAGAAAUCUAAAGAUAUAAUAAAAUUCACUGCUGAGAAACUUUCAGUAGAUGAAGUCUCACAGUUGGUGAUUUCUCCACUCUGUGGUGCAAUAUCCCUCUUCGUAGGGACUACAAGAAAUAACUUUGAAGGGAAAAAGGUCAUUAGUUUAGAAUAUGAAGCAUAUCUACCAAUGGCAGAAAAUGAAGUCAGAAAAAUUUGUGCUGAUAUGAGACAGAAGUGGCCCGUGAAGCACAUUGCUGUGUUCCACAGACUUGGCCUAGUUCCAGUGUCAGAAGCAAGCAUAAUCAUCGCCGUCUCCUCAGCCCACAGGGCUGCCUCUCUUGAAGCUGUGAGCUAUGCCAUAGACACUUUAAAGGCCAAGGUGCCCAUAUGGAAAAAGGAAAUGUAUGACGAAUCAUCAUCAUCUUGGAAAAGAAACAAAGAAUGUUUUUGGGCAACCAAUGAUUAAAUUACAUAAGCUUUUAGAUUGCUAACAUUGGUGAAAAUUUCAUCUUUGAUCACGGUUUGUUUUUUCUUCUCCAAAAGUUAAGAGAGUUUAUUGAAGCACGAUCUCUUAUACUGGUGGGAUAAAAGAGAAUGAAAGCAAAGUUAAUGGGUUUGGGAUAAGGAUUUGUACAGGAACUAGAAAUAAAGACUUUGGGGAAGAAAUGGAAGGAUAAUUGUGAGCAGCAAAGCCUCUGGUAGAGGAUCGGGUUCUAAUGGCAACUUCCGGCACUGAUGUGUGGCCCUGUCCCCGCUGCCUGUAACUGUCUCAGUGAGAACCUGUUUCCCCCAACUUCUCGGCCACUGACUAAACUUUCAUGAGCAGUGCAUUAUGGGAGUGUUAGCAGAACUAAGAGUUAUAAAAAUGUGUUAUCAGAGAGUCAAUAUUAUUUUUCUUGGAAUUUUUAUAUUUAAAUGAGCUAAAUAAAAAUGUUUAAGUAGCA
Molecule: messenger RNA, 1220 nt
Organism: Sorex fumeus (smoky shrew)
Lineage: Eukaryota; Metazoa; Chordata; Mammalia; Eulipotyphla; Soricidae
Gene: MOCS2
Product: molybdenum cofactor synthesis 2
Exons: 6
Coding region: 170-742 (190 amino acids)
Biological process (GO): Mo-molybdopterin cofactor biosynthetic process
Cellular component (GO): cytosol
Molecular function (GO): molybdopterin synthase activity
Source: RefSeq, a predicted model, not a curated record